AUGAUCGGCCUCGUACAGCCACUGCACGAGCUGCUCAAAGUGAAAACUAUGGACUCCACCAAUAUAGUGUGGCGCUUACAUAGUCGUGCUACGGUGUACUUACUAGUUUUCUUCACGGUUCUGUUGUCCGCACGUGCUUACUUUGGUGAGCCAAUCGAUUGCAUCACCAGUGCAUCCUCCGGGAUAAAGCAAAGUAUGAAUAGUUUCUGCUGGACGUUGGGCACAUAUAUUAGCAACGAUUCAAAAUUUGUUCGUGCCAAUUGGAAUUUCAUCGAGAUUGGAGAGAAAAUGGGAAAAAUUCCCAAAGAAGAACGCGUCUACCAAAAGUACUAUCAAUGGGUUUCUUUUAUACUUGCCAUACAAGCAUCCCUGUUUUCGCUACCGAAACAUCUUUGGAGAUUUUUUGAAGGAUUUCGUAUGGCAACCUUGUGUAGAGGAUUGACUUCGAUCUUGCCGCCGGAUGACUGGGAUGCCAGGAGAAAAUCCAGCACUUUGCACUAUUUAACACGGGAGCCUCGUCGGAAUCAACUAAAAUACGCGUUCAUGUUCUAUUUUUGCGAGCUGCUAAACUUUCUAAUUGUCAUCCUAAACAUGCUCUUGUUGAAUUUCAUCUUCGGUGGAUUUUGGUACAGCUAUCAGCCGGCUGUGCAGGCUCUUUUCAUGCUAGACAUGGACUCGUGGGUAUCACAAAACUCAUUAGUUUUUCCGAAGUUAGCAAAAUGCGAGUUUUUGACUGUCGGGCCGAGCGGAAGCAAACAAGUUCAUGAUGCUUUGUGCCUACUCCCUCAGAACAUUGUAAACGAAAAGAUAUUCGCCUUUUUAUGGUUAUGGUUCAUCUGCUUGGCGAUUGUCUCCGGAUUACAAAUUUUCUACAGAUUAACUCAACUAGGCUGCCAAAGCGUUCGUGUGCAGCUACUUUACUCUCAGCUAGCCCCCAUCAGUCACAGUCGCGUUAAGAGAGUUGUUCGCGAAGCCAACUUUGGGAAGUGGUUUCUGUUGUAUCAAAUGUCGCGAAACAUCAACAGAGAUGUAAUGAAGGAUAUUAUAAUCGAUCUGUCCAAAAUGGAAAUGGAAAAAGUUCUCUCCAAACAGAGUUUGGAGCACCAGAUUCAAAUCGAAGCCGAAGAAGACGUCCUGGAUGACGACGAUGUUACUGUUUAA
Sabethes cyaneus is the source of this 1161-nucleotide messenger RNA. Its product is annotated as innexin inx2-like. Gene Ontology annotation, biological process: phototransduction. Gene Ontology annotation, molecular function: gap junction channel activity. Lineage: Eukaryota; Metazoa; Arthropoda; Insecta; Diptera; Culicidae. The record is from RefSeq and is a predicted model, not a curated record. The transcript is spliced from 3 exons. The coding region runs from base 1 to 1161 and encodes 386 amino acids. Gene Ontology annotation, cellular component: plasma membrane; gap junction.